Molecule: messenger RNA, 1251 nt
Organism: Malus domestica (apple)
Lineage: Eukaryota; Viridiplantae; Streptophyta; Magnoliopsida; Rosales; Rosaceae
Product: nucleolar protein 16
Biological process (GO): ribosomal large subunit biogenesis
Cellular component (GO): nucleolus
Source: RefSeq, a predicted model, not a curated record
AUAAACCCUUCAUCCCGCCGUAAAACAGAGACUCGCAGAGCGGCGGAGAGAGAGAUGGGAAGGUCUAGAAGAAAGUACAAGCAGUCGCGGACGAAGGUGCGCGUGGGGCUGCCGAAGAGGAAGCCCAACGUAUUCAAGCCCGCCUUCUGCCUCCCUCCGAAGCUCCGCGCCUUGCUGGCGCAGCAAGGGCCGGCCUCAGCCCCCCAAUGGGACGCCGAGGGCUCCGUCAUCCAAAACUACAAGUCCUUCGGCUUCGUCUCCAACCCUAACUUGCUCAGCCUCCGGUCUCGCAAUUCUCACAUGGUCGAGAGCGAUUCCCUCCAGGUCCCCCCUCCGGCCUCCGAUGACCCUGACGCCUCCGCAGAGCUCGAUUUCGCCGACGGCAGCGAUCUCGAAGAGGACGAUUUGAAAACUAGUCUAGGGAAGAAACGUAGAGAUGGAAAAUCUGCACCACUACAACCAUUAACGGCCAUGCAGCGUCUUCAUCUUGGUCGGCUCAUUGAGGAGUAUGGCGAUGGCUAUCAGAGAAUGUUCAUGGAUACGAAACUAAAUAAAAUGCAGCAUUCUGUCGCAACUUUGGAGAAAUUAUGCAGACGGUAUCAUGUGCAUAAAGAUAGAAAUCCCUUGAUAUUGACCCGUUGAGGAAUAUGCUCGAUCUUACAUGGCGGGCGACCUCAUCAGCAUCCUUCCGGCAUGAAUGCCGCGUCACCCUACUACUAUAAUUUAAUGACAUACUCCGAGGGUCAAUUGAAACCUUUUGAGUUUCAGGCGACACAUUGAGACCAUAAUUGAGUUUCAUGGACUUAAAGUGAUUUUCGGAAGCAAAAAUGUAUAUUGUUGUGAUAUGGAUCGUCAAAAUAUCAAGGCCAAUUAGGUUUAAGUUUUCAAUUGGUGUUGGGAAAAGAGAAAAGGAAUGUGCACAGGUUUUUUUCCAUACAAUCGGGAAAUAGGUUCUUCUUUAUAAUCCCAAUCAGUUUAAGAUUAGGAAAUAAGUUAGUUUUUCCUAUUCUAAAAGGAUUCAGGAAUCCUAUACUUAUAAGUCAUGAAACCAUCGGUCUAUCUACUAAAAUAGGCUUGUUGGGGCUGAUUAUUCAAACGAACAGUAUAUAAAAUACAGGGGUAGAAAGCCAAGAGUGAUAGAGAGAUCUAAAGUGAGGUUUUGUUGUUUAGCAUAAGUUUUCAAUAAGUUCUUGUAACCGAGUUGCUAUUCUCCACAGUGCAGGUGAUUUCUCAAAAAAGAUCACAUGAGAA